Messenger RNA from Contarinia nasturtii (swede midge), 3228 nucleotides. RefSeq lists its product as uncharacterized. The record is from RefSeq and is a predicted model, not a curated record. Bases 1705 to 3081 code for a protein of 458 amino acids. The transcript has 4 exons. Lineage: Eukaryota; Metazoa; Arthropoda; Insecta; Diptera; Cecidomyiidae.
AAAAGUUCGUCUUACUCCCGUAAGACUUUUUAUUUUAUUGUCAAAUUGCGGUUGCUUAAUGAAAGCAUACUCGGCUUUUUUGCCAAACAUUCCCUUAAACGGCGAUGUUUUGCGAAUUUCAACGCAAUACUCAGUCUGUGAUGGAUUUGCCAGAUCUGUGCAGCAAACACAGCAUUCGCUCAUAUUCACUUUCUCCCAGAAAUAAUAUUCAAAGGAUUUCUUUGCCGCCUCGUCAUUAUAAUCUUUUUGAUUUUCGAAUAAUUUAUACAAAAAUAUCUUAUUCUUGGUAUCCAACGGCUUAUUUCUCGAUCUUGGAUAAGAAGUUCGUCUUCCACAAAUCAUAGUUGAUGCUUCACUGAACUGAUUCAAGCUAAGAAAAGCUGAAACAAUUAAAUUGAAAGAAUGUUAUCCAACAUGGUAGAUGGAAACCAAUAAGAACCACAAACAUGAUCCACUUACUAAUAAAGAGUAAUAACAAAAAAUAUUGUAAAUUCACACCCAUUUUGAAGAAAAAAGCACUAUUUCACUUAAAAAGGAAAGGAAGCUACUGUUUCUAGGGGCUCGGAAGUAUUUUUUAUUGCAUUUUAAAUAUUCAUAUUUACGCUUUAUUUGUCAUAAUUGUCCCAAUGUAUGUAAUAUUCACCAUAUUUGUCGCAUUCAUCAAUAACCAUACAUUUACAUAGUUUACAAUAAGUUCAAUUAAUGGUGACUAUUUGUGAAUAUCAUGAUUAUUACUGGUUCUCACCAUUGUGAAUGCUUCAUACCGCAAUACCGACUAGCCGAAUAAACUGUCGUUGUGUCAUGUGUCAGUUGCUUCACACCAGCCAUGGAAAUUGUACAGAACGCGCGUGAAGAGACACAAACAAGUAGCGAUAUUUUUAUUUUUUUGAAAAAAAAAUUUGGUGUGAAACUGCCAAAAGAAAUAAUAGGUAUUUUAAAGGAAUGUGCUUUCGACAGUAAGUCAAGUUUAACUCAGAUAGAUGAAGCAGCAGUGAAAUUAAUUGAGGAUUUUGUUAACUCCGACCGACAACAUUUUGAGUUGAUUUUGAAAAACACAAGAUACGAGAAGGCCAAACAGUUCAAACUAUUACCGGGAGAUAAAACAUUAAUUUUAUCUUUGCCAAAGUGGUUCAAAAAAAUUAAAAGAAGUAAACCAGCAAGCAAUUUCGACGAAACAAAUUUGAAUCUCAAAUUGAUAACGAAAUUGCAGAAAUUUGCGGAGAAAAACGGAUUUACAUGUGUUUUUGCUAUUGAUGACAUAUCAGAAAUUGAAAACGAAGGAACAGUGUACAAAUGCAAAUAUAAAUGCCCGGUAUCAGAGUGUAAUCGCAAAGUCCCUUGUCAAUUUACAACGAAUUGGACUGUCUCUAAUUUGCAGACACACAUAAAAAGUCAUUUUAAGAAAGCAAGCAACAGUGAAACGAUACUGCCGUAUACAAUCGAAGAAGUCGAAGUUGCCGACGACAGUCAAAUUGUUUUUUUAAACACACAACAACGCAACGACAUAAGUAAUAUUUUAGGCGCGUAGUACAGUUCCCGCCAGUUUACGCUUUGACGUUUAUCGUUUAUGAAUACUGUGAAUCUAUCGCACAAAUAAUCCUACACUUCAGCAUACACGUUUAGUUAUUUACACUCAAUUUUCUAAGAAAUAAUAAACAGUAAUUCAAAGAAAUAAUACAAAGUGAUUGAAAAAGUGAAGCAAACAUGUUUUUUGUUGUUUUUGACUUGCGAAGCGGUGAAUAUCGCAUUCUUCCACGUACUUGGAUCAACGAAAUCGACAAGCAUUUUUGUAAGUUCCUAAAAAAUAGUAUCAACAAGGGACAGCAAUUUUGGUGUUUUUACACUACAAACGAAGAUGCAUUCGAAAUGGUGAACGGCUUGAAUGUUCCGAAAGAUUCGUAUAAGCCGAAUUUUCAGUUAACGCGUAAAUCAGCAAAUGGCGAUGAAUGUUUCGUUGGAAAAUUUUUGAGCGUCGAAGAAACAUACAAACAAGCAGUUGAUGUACUUCAGCGCCGUCGAAAUCAAGCACCAAUGAAUUACAAUAGCAAUCGAUUGCUUGAACAACCAAUACCAAAAUUGCCCGCUCAAUUGUUGGCCGAUGAAGCCAGUGAAUUCGUUGAAACCGACGACACAGUUGAUGUUUCAGAAAAUAACAAUGACCGUUCUCAAAAUGAAAAUGAUGAAACACGUGAAUCGAAUGCCAACGAAAAUGAUACCGUUGGAAGUGAUAUCGAUGAGAACGACGCCGGUCAAAGUUUUUCUGAAACAAAUGAUCGCACACAAAUCGAAAAUGAUCCAGUUUUGCCUGGUGAAAAUUUGUUCUACGAUGGAGCAAGUGAAGAAGGAAAUGGUGAGACUACAGUCAACAGUAUAGAUGGCAAUGUUUUGGAAAAUGACAAUUUGGAAAAUGGUGCGAACGGUGAAACUAAUGAAGAUCAAGCGCAAUAUACUGUUGAACAGGUGUUCGUUGAAGAGACAGUUCAGGAUCGCAACAAUUCAAUCAUUGAUGGUUCUGAUGUUUCGCUAAUUGAUCAAAAGCCAGAUAUUGAAAACACGCUAAAUGUUCCUGCCGGAAACGUUGAUGAUAUUGUGGACAUUCUGGAUGACGAAGGUGAUGUGGUCGAAGAUGUUUUUGACGAAGAUUCAAAUACAGUCGAAAUGACAAUGACAUUUAAGGCGUCAAAAGGCUUCGCAAUGCCACUCCCUUCGGUAAAUGAUAAUUUAAUCAAACGAGAAAACGAUUUGAUGUCUGGAAAUCUACCAUUUAAUGUCAAGAAAACUGCUCGCGUUUAUAAAAUUGAUGGCAAACUACGAGAAAUCCCGAAUGCCAUUGUGAACAAGUUUUUUGAUUGGAGCCAUGCACCAUUCAAAAGCGAUACAGCGUACGAUCGUCGAUUGGUUAUUGCACUUUUAUAUGCGUUGGUCGAUGGCGAUGAUUUGGCCAAGUUCCUGGUAUCUGAUGAAGUCACAGACUUUAUACAACAUUUGAUGAAAAUAAGAUGUGAAGGUGACGUUGAUCGUCUCAAUGCAAUACAAGCAUACAAGGAUGAAGUUUGCCGUUCAAAACGGGACCAAAUGUAAUGAGCACAGAUCAUGGAAGCAAAUGAAAAAGUACAAUCUUAGCGCUGUGUACAAUCUACAAGUGAACUCAAUCAUCAAUACGAAUUUAUUAUCCUUUUAUAUAAUUAGUAAAAAAGCAAAAAAAGAACAAUUUUUUCUGAGAAAAAA